Oreochromis niloticus (Nile tilapia) is the source of this 1675-nucleotide messenger RNA. Its product is annotated as sacsin-like. The record is from RefSeq and is a predicted model, not a curated record. Bases 1 to 1215 code for a protein of 404 amino acids. NCBI's taxonomy places the organism in Eukaryota, Metazoa, Chordata, Actinopteri, Cichliformes, Cichlidae. The transcript has a single exon.
AUGAUUCGAAAAGAACUGUCCAACUACCACCAACCAUUUGCUGCUGAAGGAACUACUGUUAAAAUUAGAGGCUCUUUGACUGAGAAAAAACCUGAGCAUCAAGAUUUGAUUUGGACCUCCAUGCCAAUUAUAGACCUGCCAUUUAUGUCACAAAGUCUUCAGAAAAUGAUAAAAAAUGCAGGAGCUCAUGAAGAACCACCUCCAAACUGUGUAACCAGUAACAUAAGAAACAUCUGUCAGUCAUCAUGUGAAACUGACCAGCUGAUCAAAACACGAGCUGAAGUGUUCAGAAGUUCCUACGCUUACCUGCAAGCAAAAAGAUUUGAAGGAAACCAGCUGGCUGGUCUUCCUGUUGUGUUGGUUGAAAAAGACACAAAACUUGUGAGGCCUGAUGACGUGUGUCUGUCACUCUCCUAUGAUCUGGACUUCAGACCAUAUCUGUACAAGAUUACUCCAGAAGAUGCAAUGUAUGCACCGUUCUUUCAGAAAAUCGGUGUGAAGAACGAAGCUACUGCAGAGCAAUAUUGUAAUGUUUUGGCAGCAGUUUACGCUGAUUCCUGUGAUAAACAGAAACUACAUUCGAACCAGCUGAGAACUGUGAAACGAGCUGUUGAGCAGUUGUUUAAGUUAAUCAAAACUCACGGAAACCAGAAGCUUCUUGAAUAUGUGGAGACUCUGUAUCUUCCUGCAGUAGAUGGUAAAUUAUACCCAUCAUCCACACUCUGCUACAACGACACAGUGUUUGAGACCAAAAGGUUGGAAGAAGCACUGGAGAACAAGUUCCUGCUGCUUGAGAAACUCGGUAAAUGUCAUUUGGGCAACGACAAGUAUGAGCAUCAUCAGCUGUUGCAACUGCUGCCUCAGAAAUUUCAGCCAAAGAUGCUGUCUGAGUUCACAGAGGAAAGAGUUGUGGAAUCAAAGAUGCAGCUUUGUGAACUUGGGACUGGCUGUGAAUUUAGUGGAUGGUUUGAUAAACAUCUCUCCUCAGGAGCCUUUAAAUAUGGAUUAAUUUGUCUUAUUAGAGAGAAUUCUCAAGGCAAAAUAACACAAGAAGCUGCUUCUAAACAUGUAAGCAGACUUUUGGCAGUAUACAGAUUAUCUGCUGCAAAACUUUGGAAACAGCUCUCUGGCUCGAUAAACAGCCACUUCCCAAAACUGAUGAAGAAACUGAUGUAUCUGUGGAACGAGGGCAACAAGGGUGCACCUUUUACUUAAAGCACAAUGAUGACAUGGCUCUCAAAGUGAUAAAUGAAGUCAUCAUGACACUGACAAAAGAGAUUAAUGUUCUUUUAGGAAACAGAAUUGCAUCGGUUCACCUUCCAGUGCUGGGACAACUCCUCAUGUGUGACGAUCUGCAAGAUGUUCGGAAAACUCUGGCUAAAAAUCAGAUCCGUGACAGUGCUGAAACUGAAAGUUCCUCUUUUAGUCCAGCAGCCCCUGGGACAGAAGUUCCAGAAGAAUGGCAUGAUUGUUUGGACAUGAAUGUCCUCAACAACUUUGAAGAGGGGGAAUAUGUUGGCUACAGCAUUGAUGACAAGUACAUUUAUGCAGUUAUUGUUGAAGAACUGCUUGGUCACAACGGACGAUAUUCAUGGAGAUACAAAAUAGAUAUUGGACAGGAUGAGCCCAUUGAAGUCAGCUGUGUUGAUCUGUUUCAGUUUAAACGAGAGAAAAA